Molecule: messenger RNA, 1804 nt
Organism: Cicer arietinum (chickpea)
Lineage: Eukaryota; Viridiplantae; Streptophyta; Magnoliopsida; Fabales; Fabaceae
Product: 26S proteasome regulatory subunit 6A homolog
Molecular function (GO): ATP binding; ATP hydrolysis activity
Source: RefSeq, a predicted model, not a curated record
UUUGCUCGGAUCACAACUUAUUUAACUUUCUUGUCCCUCACACAAACAAAAUAACUUAAUAUUUACCAUUUACCAUCAAAUAUAUUUAAAACACUUUGCCUUGCACAGUGCUUAUUGGUUUCCACUUUACCUUUCCCUAAUUUCGACUGUUCUUGAAAUUGAACCUUUUUCGAUUUAGGGUAGUAAGAAAGCGUUGCAAAUUGUAAUCGAUAUGGCUAGCGCAAUGGUAGAAGAUGCUAACUUCGAAGAUGACCAGUUGGCUAAUAUGACCACCGACGACAUCGUCAGAGCUUCUCGUCUUCUCGAUAACGAGAUUCGCAUCCUCAAGGAAGAGUUGCAGAGGACGAAUCUGGAUUUGGAAUCUUCUAAGGAGAAGAUUAAAGAGAAUCAGGAGAAAAUUAAGCUUAACAAACAAUUACCCUACCUUGUUGGUAAUAUUGUUGAGAUAUUGGAAAUGAAUCCAGAAGAUGAAGCUGAGGAAGAUGGUGCCAAUAUCGAUCUUGACUCACAAAGGAAGGGAAAAUGUGUUGUGCUAAAAACAUCUACUCGACAGACAAUCUUCCUUCCAGUUGUUGGACUGGUUGACCCUGACAAACUUAAACCCGGUGAUCUGGUUGGUGUAAACAAAGAUAGUUACUUAAUCCUGGAUACUUUGCCUUCUGAGUAUGAUUCUAGAGUUAAGGCAAUGGAAGUUGAUGAAAAACCAACAGAGGACUACAAUGACAUUGGUGGAUUAGAGAAGCAGAUCCAGGAAUUAGUUGAAGCCAUUGUUUUGCCAAUGACCCACAAGGAACGGUUCCAGAAGUUAGGAAUUCGUCCUCCCAAAGGAGUGCUCUUAUAUGGACCACCAGGGACUGGGAAAACUUUAAUGGCCCGUGCCUGUGCAGCACAGACAAAUGCCACUUUUCUAAAAUUAGCAGGUCCUCAGCUGGUUCAGAUGUUCAUAGGAGAUGGAGCAAAACUUGUUCGUGAUGCAUUUCAACUUGCAAAAGAGAAGUCGCCAUGCAUUAUAUUUAUAGAUGAAAUUGAUGCAAUCGGUACAAAGCGUUUUGAUAGUGAAGUGAGUGGGGAUAGGGAGGUACAAAGAACAAUGUUGGAGUUGCUCAAUCAGCUUGAUGGUUUUAGUAGUGAUGACCGAAUUAAGGUGAUAGCAGCAACAAACCGUGCAGAUAUUCUUGAUCCUGCCCUCAUGCGUUCUGGUCGAUUGGACCGCAAGAUUGAGUUUCCUCACCCAACUGAAGAAGCAAGAGCUCGAAUUCUGCAGAUUCAUUCAAGGAAGAUGAAUGUUCACCCAGAUGUCAACUUUGAAGAACUAGCUCGGUCCACAGAUGAUUUUAAUGGAGCACAACUGAAGGCGGUCUGUGUUGAGGCUGGCAUGUUGGCUCUACGUCGUGAUGCCACUGAGGUGAACCACGAGGACUUCAAUGAAGGUAUAAUUCAAGUCCAAGCAAAGAAGAAAGCAAGCCUGAACUAUUAUGCAUAAGCUAGAUUCGCGAAAAAGAGAUUUUUCGGCAAAAAAAAUGUGACAUCUCAGGCUAAGGGAAAAUCCCAAUUUGAUAUUCGACUUUUGUUUACUUUUCUUGUGCUAUUUUACUCUAAUCACAUGAUUUAUUAUACCUUGCCAAGAUCGUCGUCAUCAUCUUUUAUAAAACAUAAUGUAAUCAAUUUCGAAGAAGUAAUAGAAACUUGAUCCGCCUGCUAUAUUUAAUUAGUGUAAUCAGGUCUUUGACCAGUUGAAUUGGGAUCGAUCGUGUAAAAAAUGGCAUAGAAACCAAUAAGAUCAAGAAUUGGUUUGAACCAGUUA